CUGUUACUGUGCUCAGAAAAGCAUGUAUUAGAACAUGUAUCAUGUUAUGAAGAUUUACAGUUACUCUGAGGGGGAUUUUCAAAGGAACGCUUGGCAGAAAGCCAUCUAACUCCCAGUUGACUUUCAAGAGGUAUAGGAUGCCUAACUACCAUUUGUACUGUUGAAAAUCUCUCCUUUAGCAACACUUUAUAUUGCAUAUGUCUUUUUAACACCACUGGGUCCAUGGUUGCAGUGUGGGCAUUAUUGCCUUUAUAGCCUUAAAGAGGGGGGGGGGGGGGGGGUCUCAUCAUUCAAAAUUUAGUGUGAAACAUGCAUUUCCCAAAGGGCUUUUGUAAAUUUAGUCAUGAAUAUAAAUUUGCUGAGAUUAAGUAGCUGUGCAUGACUGAAAAUACAGUACUAUAAUUGGAGAGGUGUUAAUUGUAUAAUUUUUUAUCUGUUCUGAGGUAGUCCUAAAUCCUCCUAGGUAUGACUCAUUUACAUAGUUCCCUUAUAACAUCUGUUUAAAAUGCUAAAAAUGCUUGGCUCUCCAAAACAUUAUCUUAACCCAUCUUUUUUUUAUCUUUGUCUUUUUGCUGUCCAGUUUCAUGCGUUCUAAUUUCCAUUGCACUUUUCUGUUUACAAGAAAUAAACAGGUUAUUUUGCUCAUCUUUAUAUGAUACAGUUUGCAAAACUGAAAACUCCACUUGGCUGAUAAAGAAAAGAAAGCAGCAAACAUGAGAAAUAAAGCAUAGUCUGGGUCUUGCUUUCAACUUUGAUUAAGAUUGGUAUCUCUUUGCCUGUGGAAUUCUAACCAGGUCCUGAAAUCUGAAAUAACGUGAUUUAUAGUUGCAGGUACUAGCUUUGCAUGUUGCAACACCAACAAUUCUGUCAUUUUUAGCAGUUUAUGAAAGGGGAUUAUGUGGGAUCUGAUCUCAAUUUUUGUAGCAGUUGGUUGUAAUUCAUAGUUUAUAAUGGAUUGUUGAUAGAAACAUUGGGAAGCAAAUUAAGUUACCUAAUUAGGGGUUGCAGACAGAAGUGGACAGAGCCUUAUAUAGAAGGAGAAUGUUCCAUUGCCUCAUCCCAUUUCUGAAACAAUUUUUCAAGUAGGACAGUGUGUUUUGAAGUGAGUUAAUUGAGCCAAGCUGAUGUAAAUGUGCUUAAAAUAACUCAGCUACCAGCCACACUGGGACCUAACCCAGAUUAUUACUUUUAUUAAGGUUCCUGUUCAGAAGAUGAAAGGAAGGAGGCACCUUGACACUAUGUUUUUAAAAUGAAGCCUACAACAAGUGUAGUGGGGAGAGAGCAGGAUGGCCUCUGACUGGGAGGAGAAAUGGUAGUUUUAGUUUGUCUGUGCAUCUUAGAAAAUACCAGUUGGAGUUGUGCAGAUCUUUUUUUCAUGGUGUAACCUAGAGUAAAGUGCUUGAUAGCCUGGGAGGCUUAUGUCUCCCACGCACAAAAAAGGUAGAGGCUUGCACUCAUCACUAAUAUAUAUCAAUAGCGACUGCUUUACCACAUGUGGAGAUGACAAAGUUCAUUCUCCCCAUUCACUGCUUGGAUUCUCUGCCCAACCUGUUAAAAGAUGAUGAUUGUAGUAGUUUUUGUGAUGUGGGACUUCUCUCCAUUAGGGGGCUGGACUUAGCCCCACCAAAUCAUUUCAGAUUGGUCCGAACAGCCAUCAGACUUGGUGUCUACCUAGGCUGGAUUCUAGUCUGUCAUCUAAAGAUGCCAGGAUCUGUAUCUCAUUACCAAUCCUCUGAGCUAUCUUGUGAUAUGCUCCAAGCUUUCCACACAGCCUUAAGGAAUUCUCCUUUGAACACGAAGAACCAAGCAAUAAAGGAACGGGCCCAGGGAGUGGUGCUUAAGGUCCUCACAUCCUUUAAAAGCAGUGAGAUAGAACAGGCAGUAAACUCGUUAGACAGAAAUGGUAUUGAUUUGUUAAUGAAGUACGUUUAUAAAGGAUUUGAAAAGCCAACAGAAAAUAGCAGUGCAAUAUUACUUCAAUGGCAUGAAAAGGCACUAGCAGUAGGUGGACUAGGUUCCAUAGUAAGAGUUCUUACAGCAAGAAGGACUGUUUAAAAGACUAUUAACUUGAACCAAGAUGAACAGGUUUGGACUCAGAAGAAAGAAUUAGCUGAAGUGACACUGGUCCAUCUUUCUAGAAAUUGCAACCUACUGAAACUUUGGAAACCUCUGGAAUGCUUCUAAUUUUAAAGGUUGGGGGAAAGAGUAAAUACUCCUUUGUUUUCUAUCAAAUGUAGGAGCUGAGACAUUCUGAUCCCUUGUUUAAAGGUAAAGCAGAAGGCAGAAAUUCUGCCCUUAUUACUGUUAAGGGGAGAGAUAAUUAAAUCCUGUGUGUAUUGCUUAUUUAAAAGAAGAGGUGCUGUGGCUUCAGCAGACACAAAAUUGACUGGUUUCUGGGUGGGGGGAAAUGUUUAUUUGAAAGGGGACUUUGUACAUAUAAUCAAAGGACUAGCUGGACUACUGGUUUGGUUUCAUUGUGAAGUGCCUGCUGCAUCAAUAAAGCUCUUGGAUUGUAAGA
Molecule: messenger RNA, 2518 nt
Organism: Chelonoidis abingdonii (Abingdon island giant tortoise)
Lineage: Eukaryota; Metazoa; Chordata; Testudines; Testudinidae
Gene: ARPC5L
Product: actin related protein 2/3 complex subunit 5 like
Biological process (GO): regulation of actin filament polymerization; Arp2/3 complex-mediated actin nucleation
Cellular component (GO): actin cytoskeleton; Arp2/3 protein complex
Source: RefSeq, a predicted model, not a curated record